GUAGCUAUGGAAACUCGUGGAUGGCAACAUCCACCAGUCUGUCCUGCCCCCAUCCUCAGAGCCACCUCUCAGAGGUGCUGACUGUGUGCAGCUGGAGCCGACAAAUCAUACGCUGCAAGAUGGCGAUUGUUCGACUCGUAGCUUGUUUCGCUCUUUACGCCAGCUUCGGCCACAUUCCAUCAUCGCUCGCGGUAAUCCUCCGAACCACGGACAAGAUUGUGUGGGCAAAUGAGUUUGAGCCCAUCGAACUGACCUGUUUAAUCGAGUCCAUCUCAACAAACAACCCAAGGAUUGAGUGGAAGAAGAUUAAAAACGGCGUCCCCAGUUAUGUGUAUUUCCAAAACAAGAUUUCAGGGGACCUGGAGCACAGAGCUCAGCUCAGAGAGCCGGCCAACAUUCUGAUCUUCAACACCACUCGGUCCGACACCGCAGAGUACCGCUGUGAGGUGGCCGCCAUCGAGGAUCAAAGGGACUUUGAUGAGAUACUUAUUAGUCUUGCAGUUAGAGUGAAACCCGUUGUACCUCGGUGCAGCGUGCCAGAAGCAGUCACAGUAGGAACGUCAACGGAGCUGCGAUGUCUGGAGAACGAGGGCUUCCCUGCUUCUCAGUACCGCUGGUUCCACAACAGCGAAGAACUUCCUCAGGAUCCCAAAAACAAUCCGAAAUUCAUCAACUCCUCCUACAGCAUCAACCCCGACACCGGAGGCCUGAAAUUUCGCAGGGUGAGGAAGGAGGACGCAGGGGAGUACUACUGCCAGGCGAAGAAUGACGCAGGACAUGCACAGUGUCCCCCACAAAUAAUGGAAGUCUAUGAUGUCGACAUCCUCGGGAUUUUCCUCAAGUCCUUUGGGGCUUUGCUUGUAUUCUUCUGUUUGGCUGCUUCCAUUUGUCACUCCCUUAGACGUGGAUGCUUCCACACAAAAGGGCACAAUGAGAAUAACUACAACUGGCCAGCACAGAAUGAUGGUGUUGAAUAUGGCGAUGCAGAUGAGGGUCAUUUCCGCCACAAGUCUUCCUUCGUCAUUUGACUGGAAACGUGGGAAACAAGGCAAACACUGUUGAGGUUAACUUGCAACAAUGAGGCUCCGGGUGGUAAAGUCCGAGGUGUAACAUGGCACAUUUUUCUCUGAUGCACAUCGAAAUCAAGUCAACCAACUUGCCAAAGUAAUUUUAGUAUUAUUUUGGGGCACAGUUUGAUUAUUUUUAUAAUGCCACAUAUUUUUUUAUUUUACUUUUCUUUGUAUUGAUUUUCGUUAAAUCACUUUCCAACAUAAUUUAGUUUGUACAAUGAAACCCUUUCAAAGCUGUGAAAUUUGAUAUUUGGCCAAGUGUCAUCUCAAAGGUUACUGUAAGGUACAUCCCCACACCGUUUUUUGGACAAAUCCUCUUUUAUAACUCUUAAACUUUUUACUGUGUACACUGAACUUCUUUUACAAAACUCUUUUACGUUAUCUUAGUUCAUAAGAUACACAUGUUCUGUGUUUGUUACAUGCAGAAGAGUUCAAAACUUGUUUUGUAUAUACUGUAGUUAUACAGGCAAUAAGUAGCAGACUGCAAAAAGCUGAUCAGCUCGGAUUCACAAGGCACAAUUUAUCAGCCUUUUACUAUAUUUACAGGUGAUGAUAACAAAUAUGUACAAGUACAAAUUUAACCAUGGAUUUGAAUACCAUAUAUGCUGCAGAGUCAAUAUGUACUAAAAAGGUGAUGAAGUAUGAUAUUUUAGAGUGCUGUUUCUGUGUAUAAGUGACCUUUUGUGCUUUACUAAUUAUUUUGAGUAUUGGACAUAUUGUCCAGGUCGGACUCAGUAUUAUAUGUAUAUAAGUACAUACAUUUUUUCUUUUGAUCUUUUACUUUUCAUUGCACUCAUACAUUAUUGUAAAUACUGCAUUAAACUGUUUGUUGGAAAUAUAUUUACAGUAUUUACCGUUCAGUGUGUAUCUGCAGUGUUGAGCCUGUCUGUAACAACAGUAUGUCAUUUCAGACAUUAGUGUCAAUGAUUUGUGUAACAACUCAGGAACUGUUGUUAAAUGUCCACUGUUCAUUUGAUAUUAAUGCUGUAUGUUAAUGUUAUUUUGUUACUAUUAAAUACAUUUGAACUGUAA
Molecule: messenger RNA, 2102 nt
Organism: Mugil cephalus (flathead mullet)
Lineage: Eukaryota; Metazoa; Chordata; Actinopteri; Mugiliformes; Mugilidae
Gene: jam3a
Product: junctional adhesion molecule 3a
Exons: 9
Coding region: 21-1028 (335 amino acids)
Biological process (GO): angiogenesis; cell adhesion
Molecular function (GO): protein homodimerization activity; protein heterodimerization activity
Source: RefSeq, a predicted model, not a curated record